GGUUCAGGGAGGGGCGGGGUCAGUUCAGUGGGCGGGGCCGGUGCAAUGGGAUAAAUGCCCCUGAGCUCCCAGCCCCACCGCUCCUAGCCCGGUCCGACCCGGCCAUGCCGAUCCGCUUCGCCCCGCUGCGCCUCCCGCUGCGGCGCCGGCUGCAGACCGCCGCGGUCCUGCAAUGGGUCUUCUCCUUCCUGGCGCUGGCCCAGUGCUGCCUGGCCCUGUUCCUGCUGGCACUGCUGGGGGACCUCUGGCUGCCCGCCCUGCUCUACACCGCCUGGCUCUACCUGGACCGGGAGACCCCGUCCCGUGGGGGGCGCCGCUCGUCCUGGGUCCGCAACUGGGCCGUCUGGAGGCACUUCCGAGAUUACUUCCCCAUCACGCUGGUGAAGACGGCACCCCUGGACCCCUCCCGCAACUACCUCUUCGGGUUCCACCCCCAUGGGGUGCUGGUGGCCGGCGCCUUUGGGAACUUCUGCACCGAGGCCACAGGGUUUGGGGAGCUGUUCCCGGGGCUCAAGCCCCACCUGCUCAUGCUGCCCUUCUGGUUCCGCCUGCCCCUCUUCCGCGACUACAUCAUGAGUGGGGGUUUGGUCUCCUCGGACAAGGCCAGUGUCUCUUACCUGCUGGGCCAGGAGGGCGGGGGGCAGGUGGCUGUGAUCGCUGUGGGGGGCCCCCCUGAGUCGUUGGAGGCCCGGCCCGGGGCACUGACCCUCCAGAUCCUCAGCCGCAAGGGGUUCAUCAAGGCAGCCCUUCAGCAUGGCGCUGCCCUGGUGCCAGUUUUCUCCUUCGGGGAGAACGAGCUGUUCCACCAGGUGCCGAACCCCCGGGGCUCGCUGGUGCGGGCCGGGCAGGAGCGGCUGCAGAAGCUCAUGGGGCUGGCACUGCCCCUCUUCCACGCCCGUGGGGUCUUUCAAUACAGCUUUGGGCUGCUACCCUUCCGCAGCCCCAUCCACACCGUGGUGGGGGCACCCAUCCUGGUGCCCCGGAUGCCCGUCCCGUCCCGUGAGGCCAUCGACCAGCUCCACGCCACCUACCUGGAGCGGCUCAUCACGCUUUUCGAGGAGAACAAGACCAAGUACGGGGUCCCCCCAGAGAAACACCUCAACCUCAUCUAGGGGCGCUGCCCCCCAGAGCCUGCCACAGCACGCCAGGACUCUGAUACGGCGG
This is a messenger RNA of Dermochelys coriacea (leatherback sea turtle), 1164 nucleotides long. RefSeq names its product 2-acylglycerol O-acyltransferase 2-like. The coding region runs from base 105 to 1112 and encodes 335 amino acids. The transcript is spliced from 6 exons. Gene Ontology annotation, cellular component: endoplasmic reticulum membrane. The record is from RefSeq and is a predicted model, not a curated record. Lineage: Eukaryota; Metazoa; Chordata; Testudines; Dermochelyidae. Gene Ontology annotation, molecular function: diacylglycerol O-acyltransferase activity. Gene Ontology annotation, biological process: triglyceride biosynthetic process; diacylglycerol biosynthetic process.